This is a messenger RNA of Vicia faba (fava bean), 1059 nucleotides long. Lineage: Eukaryota; Viridiplantae; Streptophyta; Magnoliopsida; Fabales; Fabaceae. The record is from the annotation of a GenBank genome assembly.
AUGGCUGAUCGGAGUUUGGCAGUUGUGAAGCCGGUAUGGAUGAAACAAGCGGAGGAAGCCAAGAUCAAAAGCGAGGCUGAGAAAGACGCUGCGGCUAAAGCUGCUUUCGAAGCAACUUUUAAGGGUUUGGAUAAAGGUCGUGGCGAGAAGAGGGCUGCUGUUAAUUCCGAUAGUGAUUCGGAUGAGUAUGAGGACUUGGCUCAUAAGCCGAUUGGGCCUGUGGAUCCUUCGAAGUGCACUGCUGCUGGUAUUGGGAUUGCGGGAGGGACGGCCUGUGCUGCUUCUUCGUUUGGUGUGGUGACCAAAGAUUCUGAUGAGAGGAAGGUUUCAAUGGGUGGUGCUCAGAUCAAGGUGAGAGUGACACCGGGUUUGGGUGUUGGAGGGUCUGAUCAAGAAGGGAUUGUGAAGGAUAUGGGGGAUGGAACAUAUACUGUUACUUAUGUUGUGCCUAAGAGAGGGAAUUAUAUGGUUAAUGUUGAAUGUAAUGGGAAGCCAAUCAUGGGUAGUCCCUUUCCUGUGUUUUUCAGUGCAGGUAAUAGUAAUGGAGGGCUGCUGGGUUUAGCUCCUCCAUCUUCAUUUCCAAAUCUGAUAAAUCAAACUAUGCCCAACAUGCCAAAUUACUCUGGCUCUGUCUCAGGGGCAUUCCCAGGAUUGUUGGGAAUGAUACCAGGAAUUGUUGCCGGAGCUUCUGGGGGUGCUAUUCUGCCAGGAAUUGGGGCCUCACUUGGUGAAGUUUGUCGCGAUUACCUGAAUGGCCGCUGUGCAAAAGUUGACUGUAAGUUAAAUCACCCACCUCACAAUUUGCUAAUGACUGCCUUAGCAGCGACAACUUCAAUGGGAACACUCAGCCAGGCUCCUAUGGCUCCUUCUGCUGCUGCAAUGGCCGCCGCUCAGGCAAUAGUUGCUGCCCAAGCCCUUCAAGCUCAUGCAGCUCAGGUGCAAGCUCAAUCUGCAAAAGAUUCCGCUGGUUCACCUGAUAAAGCUAAUAAGGAGGACGUGUUGAAGAAAACUCUUCAAAAUACUCAAAACCUGAAGAGGCAACUGCUGCUAUGGCAUUAA